Molecule: messenger RNA, 1040 nt
Organism: Magnolia sinica
Lineage: Eukaryota; Viridiplantae; Streptophyta; Magnoliopsida; Magnoliales; Magnoliaceae
Product: probable cytokinin riboside 5'-monophosphate phosphoribohydrolase LOGL1
Exons: 7
Coding region: 261-908 (215 amino acids)
Biological process (GO): cytokinin biosynthetic process
Cellular component (GO): nucleus; cytosol
Molecular function (GO): hydrolase activity, hydrolyzing N-glycosyl compounds
Source: RefSeq, a predicted model, not a curated record
GAGGAAAAGAAAAAAGAAAAAAAAAAAAGGCCGACAGAGAGAGACGUUGGACAUGGGAAAUGGAGAGAAUGUGGGCUUCUCUGCACGCAACUACAGCAGACUCCAGUUGUUGUUGUUGGGUUUCUUCUCACGCUGAUUGAUUGAGAAUUUCUUAAAAAAUUCAUUCAUAUAUUGGAUAAAACUCUGAUUUUUUAUCAUCGUUUGAAGCUUUUGAGUCCUAUACAAGAGAGAGAGAGAGGGAGGGAGGGAGGGAGGGAGGGAUGAUGGAUGGCAAUGCUCAGAGCAAGUUCAAGAGAGUCUGUGUAUUCUGUGGGAGCAGUUCUGGCAACAGAACAGUCUUCAGUGAAGCUGCCCUUGAACUUGGACAUGAACUGGUGAAAAGGAGGAUAGAUUUGGUUUAUGGUGGAGGAAGUGUAGGAUUGAUGGGUUUGAUCUCUCAAACAGUUUAUGAUGGAGGUUGCCAUGUUCUUGGGGUUAUUCCAACAGCUCUGAUGCCUCUUGAGAUAUCUGGCCAAACUGUUGGGGAAGUAAAAACAGUUUCUGACAUGCACGAACGGAAAGCCGAAAUGGCCCGACAAGCUGAUGCUUUUAUUGCUCUUCCUGGAGGAUAUGGAACUAUGGAAGAGCUUCUGGAGAUGAUAACAUGGUCACAGCUUGGAAUUCACAACAAACCGGUUGGUCUGCUCAAUGUUGAUGGCUACUACAAUUCCUUGCUUGCAUUAUUUGAUAAUGGUGUCGCUGAAGGUUUCAUCAAGCCACCUGCUCGCCAUAUAGUUCUCUCUGCCCCAACUGCGAAAGAAUUGAUUGUAAAGAUGGAGCAAUACACUCCACUGCAUGAACAGGUUGCACCAAGUAAAAGCUGGGAGAUUCGGCAGCUAGGUUAUUCUACACGACCAGAUCCUUCUUGACAUUCGAUCAUUCUACCACACUUUUUUCUGUUUUGAUGUGAUUCUUUCUUUUCAAUUUGUAUAUGAGAAUCACUGCAAAUGGGCACAUCAGCCCAAUUGAAUUUUCAAUAAAACCAUUCGUGUCCUCACAAA